Asparagus officinalis (garden asparagus) is the source of this 1422-nucleotide messenger RNA. Its product is annotated as transmembrane protein 136-like. Gene Ontology annotation, cellular component: membrane. The transcript is spliced from 7 exons. NCBI's taxonomy places the organism in Eukaryota, Viridiplantae, Streptophyta, Magnoliopsida, Asparagales, Asparagaceae. The annotation marks the transcript as partial. The record is from RefSeq and is a predicted model, not a curated record.
ACUACUGCAUUAAAGGGCUCAACCACAUCUACUUGUGUACAAGUUUUGACUUUUAUAGGUGUUUUUUUUUUUGAGUUUUAUGUAAGAUUACUGUCUGGAGAUGAUUUUGGUCUAGAUAAUUCAGUUCAUCAUCUUGUUACUAUAGUUGGUAUUGGAGCAGGACUUGCACAUCAAAAGUGUGGAUCAGAGAUGGUUGCCGCUUUGUGGAUAACUGAGAUCUCUAGCCCUUUUCUACAUAUGAGAGAGCUUCUGAAAGAGAUUGGUUAUCAUGAUACUGAUCUCAAUUUAGCAGUUGAUGUUCUAUUUGCCUUCAUAUUCUCAUUUGCAAGGAUGAUUGGUGGUCCAUAUCUCACAUAUGUUACUUUGACUGCAGAUAAUCAUGUGCUUAUUAAGGUAUGACUCUUAUUAAGUCCACUCUAAUGUGAGGUUUUGGGGUCGGAGGUGCCGGUGCUGGUUGAGUUCGUGGCGGAGUGGUGCGGGCCGUACCGGUUGAUCUCGCCCGUCAUCGAUUGCGCGUCUCAGGUUCGAUUAUGGAUCCUUAACGAAAUUUUGAUUAGAGAAGCUUGUGUUAUGGUUGCAGUUGGCGAUUAAUUGACCAAUUUUGAUUGAUCGAGUAGCUGCAGUUUAUUAAUUCUCAUACUUCAGUUUAUUGAUUCUCAUAGCUCUAAUUCUUUAAUUUGACCGAGUUUUCGAAACUUCACUUAAAAGUUGAACUCUUUGGAGGACUUUGACUGCAAAGAAUGGCCAAUAAGAAUGUAGACUGACCAUUUGGAGUUACAAGUCUUAGCUUUAACUGCAGGCAAGCUGGAAGCAUGUACAAGAAUGUAAAGAAAAAGAUUGAGAGGGGCAUUGCUUUCCCAACUUGUAUUUCGGUCAACAACAUUGCAUGUCAUUACUCACCAUUGGCCGGUGAUGAGACUGUCUUGGAAGAGAAUGAUGUUGUGAAAAUUGACAUAGGGGUGUCAUAUAGAUGGUUUUAUUGCGGUUGUUGCACACAUGUACUUCAAGAAGGACGUGUGGACUGGGAGAGCAGCGGAUGUGAUUACAGCAGCCAACACUAUUGCAGAGGUUGCCCUGAGGCUUGUGAGACCAGGAAAGAAGGCAGGCCAAGAAUCCUUCAGAUCCAUUACAAGAUCCUAUUACAGAGGAGCUGCAGGCGCACUAUUAGUCUAUGAUAUCACCAGGAGGGAGACUUUUAAUCAUCUGGCAGGCCAACAUAUCACCUUCCAAUUUCAGAAGUUUCAUGUUUUGUAAUCAAAUGUUGAUGUACAUUGUUUGAAUGUUAGUUCGGUACGAUAUUUUCUGAGUUGAAAUGUUGGUAGUGUGGAUUUAAUAUUUUGUAAUUUUUAUACUAUACCGAUGUAUGUUGGCACUUAUCAUUAUGGUUGAUUAUGCUCAACAUAAUCACUUUUAUAUUGUGUA